CUGAGGGACGCACGGAACAAUUUGUUUGCUAGCGAAGGGAUUCGUUCCGGUCAUUUGUCGUUUCAGAGACCCCUUCUUAUCAUUCUUGAUAGAAGUCUGGAUUUGGCAACUCCCCUUCAUCACACAUGGACAUAUCAAGCCCUGAUACACGAUGUUUUGGUAUUGCAUGUGGAAAAGGGUUCGAUUACGAAACGUCGCAAAGACUACGAUUUAAAUGCAAAUGAUAACUUUUGGGCUACACAUAAAGGAAGUCCAUUUCCUGCUGUUGCCGAGGCUAUUCAAGAAGAGCUUGAAACAUACCGUAAUCGAGAAGAGGAAAUACGAAGACUUAAGCAAGCUAUGGGUUUAGAUGACACAGGCAGCGAUGAGGCAAUAUCGUAUUUGACCGACGCGACUGCUCAGCUUACUUCAACUGUCAGCUCGCUUCCCGAGCUUCUCGAAAAAAAGCGUCUGAUUGAUGUUCAUACCAAUCUGGCCACGGCUGUUCUUCAACUCAUAAAAGAGAGGAAGCUAGAUGCUUUUUUCGAAGAAGAAGAGAAGAUAAUGAAUCGCCAGAUUCCGAAUCGUCUUUUGAUCGAUUUGAUACUUGACCCAGAAUGCGGAUCUAGCGAAAUGGAAGACGUUUUAUCUGCCCUUGAAACUGCAGGUUGCGAUACUUCAGCAGUUAAAUUCGUUAGAAGAUGGAAGCGCUUCACUAAAACUUCAGCGGAACAGUAUGGCGGCGGGGGCACCCGAACUGUUAGUAUGUUUUCGAAACUGCUCAGCCAAAGCUCUCAGUUCAUAAUGGAAGGCGUCAAAAACCUUGUCAUUCAAAAACAUGUAUGUUUACUGAGACUUGAUAUUUUUAUAUGCGAAAAACCUCUUCCUAUUGUAUCUAGGUACCUUUUAACUAUGUAUAUGAUUGCAUGCUGUUGGUGCAGCAGACGGCUUGCUUUCAGUUCAUAUUUAAUCAGUUAG
Soboliphyme baturini is the source of this 957-nucleotide messenger RNA. NCBI's taxonomy places the organism in Eukaryota, Metazoa, Nematoda, Enoplea, Dioctophymatida, Soboliphymatidae. The record is from the annotation of a GenBank genome assembly.